AGAGGGUCUGUCUGGGUGGUUUUGGGGGGUCUGUCUGGGGUGGUUGUGGGGGGUCUGUGUAUGACUGUGGAGGUGUGACCUGGAGCAGGAUGGCCAGGCCUCUCCUGAGGAUCCAACGCUACUUCCGCAGGAAACCAGUCCGUUUCUUCUCCCUCAUCCUCCUCUACCUUACGGCCGGCAGCCUGGUGUUCCUGCACUCUGGCCUGGUGAAGGACAGCUCGCGGGGGGCAGGGGGGGCCAGGGAACCCCUGGUGGCUUCUGAGGCCGGGGGGAAGGCUGCGGCGGGGAGGGCGGCGCCCUCUGACACCCGGGCGUUGGGACUGGCGGGGCGGGCGAUGAAGGUGACGAGGCGCUCUGGACGGAGGUACGGGCCCCCGUGGAUGAAGCAUGCUGGGUCGGACAGUCCCGACUGGAGGGGUCCUGGGGGAGACUACACCAGCAGCUGGAACCGUGCCCUCAAAGGACGCAGCGCCAAAGAUCUGGACGACGGGCGAGCUAAGUACAUCGGCUGCUAUGUGGACGACAUCCAGAAGAGAGUGCUCAGGGGAGUGUCCUUUUACGACUACAAGAAAAUGACAGUCUUCCGUUGCCAGGACAACUGCGCAGAAAGGGGGUACCUGUUUGCAGGGCUGGAGUUUGGGGCUGAGUGCUUCUGCGGUCACAAGAUCCAAGGCCCCAACGUGUCCGACGCCGAGUGCAACAUGGACUGUAAGGGAGAGAGCAACACGUGCGGAGGGGCCAACCGGCUGUCCAUCUACAGGCUGGAGCUGAGCCAGGAGUCUGCUCGCCGCUCAGAACAUGUCAGGCGUACGAUUGGUGGUAUGCAGUCCUGGGCACCAGAAGAUGCUUGUUCCUGUCAUUCAGCACUCCAAGUCAUUUUCUUUUCAUUCGGACCAAAAGAGAACGGGAGCGCCAUAUUCAAAGGCUGUUUCCAUCGUCCGGACAACGUGACGUUGGCCUUGCCUGUCAGCGCGGUCAUCCUGAACAUGUCUGUCGACAAGUGUGUGGACAUGUGCACUGAGAAGGAGUUCUCCCUGGCGGUCCUGGCCGGGGACAGGUGUCUGUGUGGCUUCCCCACGCGCCACUUCUCCCUCCACGAGGUGGAAGGAGAGGACCUCUGUCAACACCGUUGCCACGGCGAGGAGUUUGAAAGCUGUGGGAAUGACCAGUACUUCGUGGUGUACCAGACCCAGGUGCAAGAUAACCGCUGUAUGGACCGGCGUUUCCUCCCCACUCGCUCCAAGCAGCUGGUGGCGCUGGCUAGCUUCCCCGGGGCGGGGAACACCUGGGCCCGCCACCUCAUAGAGCUGGCCACCGGCUUCUACACGGGGAGCUUCUACUUCGAUGGUUCCCUGUACAACAAGGGGUUCAAAGGCGAGCGAGACCACUGGCGCAGCGGGAGAACCAUGUGUAUAAAGACCCACGAGAGCGGGAAGAAGGAGAUCGAGGCGUUCGACUCCAGCAUCCUCAUGAUCCGUAACCCCUACAAGGCCCUCAUGGCCGAGUUCAACCGCAAGUACGGCGGCCAUAUUGGAUUCGCCUCCCAGGCCCACUGGAGGGGGAAAGAGUGGCCGGAGUUCGUCAAGAACUACGCCCCCUGGUGGUCGUCCCACACCCUGGACUGGCUCCGCUACGGCAGGAGCGUCCACGUGGUCCACUUUGAGGACCUGAAGAAGGACCUGUUCUCCCAGCUCAAGGGCAUGAUCGUCUUCCUGGGGACGGGGGUGUCCGAGGAGCGGCUGCUCUGCGUGGAGGGCCAGAGGGACGGGAACUUCAAGCGCUCUGGCCUCCGCAAGCUGGAGUAUGACCCCUACACCCCAGAGAUGCGCCAGAGUAUUGAUGAGCUUGUCAAGACAGUGGACGCGGCCUUGAGGAAGAGGAGUCUGCCAGGGGUGCCGGAGGAUUACAGGCCCAGAUGAUAGGACAUCCCUCUCUCUCUCAGUCUCUCUCUCUCUCUCACACUCCCUCUCUUUCUCCCUUUCUCCCUCUAUCGCUCUCCC
Messenger RNA from Hypomesus transpacificus, 2000 nucleotides. RefSeq names its product WSC domain containing 2 (gene wscd2). Gene Ontology annotation, molecular function: sulfotransferase activity. The transcript is spliced from 9 exons. The record is from RefSeq and is a predicted model, not a curated record. The coding region runs from base 90 to 1919 and encodes 609 amino acids. NCBI's taxonomy places the organism in Eukaryota, Metazoa, Chordata, Actinopteri, Osmeriformes, Osmeridae.